Kwoniella botswanensis is the source of this 1506-nucleotide messenger RNA. RefSeq lists its product as uncharacterized. The record is from RefSeq and is a predicted model, not a curated record. NCBI's taxonomy places the organism in Eukaryota, Fungi, Basidiomycota, Tremellomycetes, Tremellales, Cryptococcaceae. The transcript has a single exon. The coding region runs from base 1 to 1506 and encodes 501 amino acids.
AUGCGUGUCUAUUCCAUCAAUGAUCCCAGCACGACUGACCCCUUUAUCGUCACCACAUACGUAUGUUCCAGUGGACCGCUGCCUUACGAGGAUAGAACCGCAGAGAAAGUCCCCAUUUCUGUACCAUGCUUUCGAUCCGAUACGUUCCUCAUGGUACCUUGUUCUCAUGAACAAUACUACGACUUUGACGAUCUGUGGAAACUCGUUCUGUUUGAGAAUUAUCCUGCAUCAUCGAAAAAUCCGGAGUUCCAAUAUGAUUACAGUUGUCGACCCACAUUUCCCAGAAUUGAUCCUGAAGCAAUCGCAGACCGCUUUGGCCAAGAUAAGUCGAAAGAAUUUCAAGAUGUUUGUAGAUAUGCGAGAUCAAUUGAGAAAGAGUUGAUUGAGAGUGUUGAAGGGAAAGGAAGAUUGGAUAGACCAUGGAUAAAAUCUAUGGAUCAGAUUACUGAGAAAUCUACGCCUGAUCAAUUUAUCCGAGAUACCCAGAAGAGUCUGGAAGAAUUUACAAAGUUUGUCAAUGAUACUGCCAAAGAAUCAUUUACUGUCAAUGGCAAAGAAUAUAGACACUUCGUGUGGAGUCAAGAAGAACUUUUGGGCAGAUAUGCCUGGAGUUCCACAAAGGGACAGACAUAUGAUUCGUUCGAUCAUGGUAUGUCCUGGCUGAAGGAGUUGAACCGUAUUAACCCUACAGAAGAUCUUGUUAUAGACAUGAAUGCUCUGGAAAUUACUGACAAUGAUGAUGGUGAAAGGGGCGGAAAUGAGAGACCUACAUUUACUGUAGUGACAAUUCCAUACCUCGAAGCAGGCAUUCAUCCCCAAUUUGACAACUCAGCCUGCAAAGGGUUAGUUGGCUCGAAAGGUAAAUUACUCGUCAAAUAUAUUCAUAGUGGAUCUGGAGGUUCGAUCGAAGAUUGGUCAGCAAUGGAGAGAUUCAAAAGCAGAUUUGAAAAAUCUCUCCGUGAGACCGAACCUGAACAGGAUGAACAGGUGUUAUCAGAGAUUGGCCCGGAAGAAUUUAUUCGUCGAUCCAAAGAGUGGGAGCAAAGUAUAGAACAGUAUGUUAAAGAUAUUUUCAAUCAGAACAGGUCAUUUAUACCUGAAACCGUUUGGAAUAUGUCAAUAACAGGUAGCGACUUGGAUAAAUACAUGCCUUUGACAGCUAACAGACUUGGUGUGGUGGAUUGGGCAUAUUACAGAGAUAAUGUGAACACUUUCGCGAGCUGGUACGAAAAUGAGUAUAACAGAGCAUCACCAGAUCAAGCUCAGAACAUAUCCACUUCAGUGAUAUCGAAAGAAGAGGAAGAUGAUGGUUCUGAUUAUGAAUUUAGUUUGGAUGAACCUACCUGGAAUGCUUUGGUAACAUUGAACAAGUUUUCAAGAGACGAAUCUAUCUUCAUUCGCGAUCUACCUCAGAUAUUGGCGGUGUCCAAUCACUUGUUCCCGUCAACAGCAUCGACCGAGAGUUCGGAAGAAGCCAAGUCACCACAAGUAUCAGUGGAUAAGUAA